UUUUCUUCCGACAUCAUCUCCCAUAAACCAAAGGUCGGUGGCGACGCACGCCACGUGUCCCCAACACGCUAGCUGAUUAAGAAACCACCAAUCCCUAUAGAGCGUGGCCAAUAAACCCAGAAAAACCGAAGAGUUUUUACUUAGUUCCCACGAACUGUUUUGGGCGUUAAUAUUGAGAAGUUAUUUACAAAGUGGCGUUCGACCGAUCAAAUAAAGAGACACAUUCGACCGAUCAAAUAAAGAGACACAUGUAUAAAUUUACAAAUCAGUAAUGGAGUCUGAGUCUUCGGAAAAUAGACAAGGUAAGACUAACGGCAGCAAGACGAAUGACGUAUUGACACCUGGACAACACACACUCGGAGAAGUUAACAUGGAAGCCACUAUCACAGCCGAUGACAUCAUGCUUGCCGGAGGAUUCGGAGCCACCGAUAGCCUCAGCAGUAUACUUCCGGUCGCGAGUGAUUUCACAGAUUUCGAAGGCCAUCUUCUUGAGGCUCGGGAUUAUGAAAACAAUCCAGAAGGCAAAGAAGAAAUUGGCUCUUCCGAAGAGAAAAAUGCAUUUGGGGAAGUAAAUAUGGAAGCUUCUAUUACGCCUGAUGAAGUUACUCGAGCUGGGGGCUAUGGAGCUAAGGAUGAUAUAAGUAGCUUUCUACCAGUCGCGAGCGAUUUUACUGAUUUUGAGGCUAAUCUGCGUGGUGCUCGUGAAUAUGAGGAUUUUUUAAAUGAGGAAAUUCAUCGUCCGGGACUUGGGUGGAGUAGCGAAACUAAAUGAAAUGUGGGUCGAAAUCGAUUAGCAUUGCCAUUGUUAAGUUUUAAAAGGCUUUAAAAGUUCAUGACUUGCUGGAUUUUAUGGUCUUUUAAUUUGGAUUUGAGUGGUAAGUUUGUUUAGUGACUCUUUUGUUUGUUAUGAUCUGAUAAUCUAUUUCAGCUACCAAAAUUUGUUGUUAUUUUAGUAGGUCGGUCUAAUGGUUAGGCCGCAUAACACAAAACCAACUAG
Messenger RNA from Striga asiatica, 997 nucleotides. The record is from the annotation of a GenBank genome assembly. NCBI's taxonomy places the organism in Eukaryota, Viridiplantae, Streptophyta, Magnoliopsida, Lamiales, Orobanchaceae.